AUGUGGUUUGACCUUGCGCACCGCCUGUUCCUGACUGCGAGGUACAUUGCGAAGGGCGAUGACGACAUGUUCCUCCGUGUGCCGCUGUUUGUUGCUCACCUGCGCCUACUGCCGCGCCGAGGGAUCUACAUGGGAUACCACAUGCUUCCUCCCUCUGGUCCGGAAAGAUAUAUAAGAGGUUACACGUUUAUGGUUGGCUGGUGCUACACCCUGUCGAGGGAUGUGGCGGAGGCGUUGGUGUCGUACAAGCCGCUGCGCCGCCUGGCCUACCUGCCGUACAGCAAGGAACGCGACCACGAGUUCGCACCCCUUCUUUUUUAUGAAGAAGACGUCAUGGUCGGUUGGGUUCUUGGGAGUGUAUUAAAGUACAAGCCAAUGGUAUACGUCGAGAUGCAGGAUUGUCAUUUCCAUGACGUUCGCAAUGGCACGGGGCACUCGCAGGUGGUGCCGACCUCGAUGUGUGUCCAUCACGUGCGGGAGGACGACUACGCUGCGCUGAUGGCGCGCUUCGGUAACGACACAUCGCCUGUUGCCCGUGUGGAAUGGGUCUCCGAGGACACGAUUUCUUCUCAGUGCGAUUGA
This is a messenger RNA of Trypanosoma cruzi, 582 nucleotides long. Its product is annotated as UDP-Gal or UDP-GlcNAc-dependent glycosyltransferase, putative. NCBI's taxonomy places the organism in Eukaryota, Euglenozoa, Kinetoplastea, Trypanosomatida, Trypanosomatidae. The record is from RefSeq and is a predicted model, not a curated record. Bases 1 to 582 code for a protein of 193 amino acids. The transcript has a single exon. Gene Ontology annotation, cellular component: membrane. Gene Ontology annotation, molecular function: hexosyltransferase activity.